Histoplasma capsulatum G186AR is the source of this 315-nucleotide messenger RNA. RefSeq lists its product as uncharacterized. The record is from RefSeq and is a predicted model, not a curated record. The coding region runs from base 1 to 315 and encodes 104 amino acids. The transcript is spliced from 2 exons. NCBI's taxonomy places the organism in Eukaryota, Fungi, Ascomycota, Eurotiomycetes, Onygenales, Ajellomycetaceae.
AUGCCUGCAGACUAUCAAAAGGGUGGUAUUGGUGAUAAACAAUAUGUCGUUCCCACUCAGAGAUCCAUUGCCUUUCCACUUCUGCGAGGAUGGACAUAUGAUCGGGACAGUGCGCCCGUGUGGUCUCUAACAAACUAUUUAACUACGAUAUCUAUUCACACUCAGAAACACCCGGAUAGGUUACAAGCCCAGCGAAAGCACAAGCCAGGACAGCUAGCGCCUCUAGGCCCCGAGCCAUGCCUCUGUCACAGCAAAAGCAAGCAUGCGCGGGAAACUUGUUCCUACUCCCUAUGGCUCCACCGCGAGGACUCAUGA